AUGGACGUUGCGUCCACCGACUACCUAAAGACUGCACUGUAUUCGGGAGACAACGGCCCGGACACGGGUAACCGAGACAGCCUCCGACUAAUGGAGCUUGGGCUCCAUCUGGAGACCCUUCACGACGGAUCGCAUCGGAUCAACACUUCGGUGGAUCACCUGCUGAACGACCCGUCCCUGUCAGAGAGGAACAACAACGAAUUCACGUUCGCCAACAACAACAAUAACAACAGCAACAACAACAACAACAACAGCUUCGAGACGAUCAUUAGUGGCGACCACGGCUUCGACUUGGACUGCACGCCCAGCUCGUUCAACGACAAGUCGGACAUAGUAGACCAAUGGCGGACGUUAAACACGGACGGUGCCAUCUACACGGUGGAGGUGGUCAACAACUCGGAUGGCGGCGUCGGCGAACCACUGUGGUGCAUGCCCGCGCUAACCGAACACCACCAGGACUCCAACGCGGUGAGCAACUUCGACGAGUCGCUGUUGUCCAUGAACGGCGCCGAAUCCACGGACCCGGUGGGCUCUGGAAGGUACAUCAAAUCGGAACCUUUGGGGGAGUACAUCAAACAGGAACCGUUGACGGAGUACAUCAAACAGGAACCGCUGCAGGAGUACAUCAAACAGGAAUCUGUCGAGUAUACGGGCGAUGAGCUUCUUCGGAACGCGUUGCUGGGCAAAACCAAUCAUAACCACCACCAGAGGUACGGCGACAAGGACGCCAAGCCAUCGGUGUCGACCGCAUCGGACAGCCAAAACUCGUCGCCGGGACCGCAGUCGAUGCAAGAUGUCUCGUCGUACCCGUCGACGUCCACCGUGGAUAUGCAAGACGUGCUGGCGACGAACAGCAACUGCAGCAACGGCAUCAACGGCAACACGAUCGUCAUGAUCGACGACGAUAUGCCUUCGAUGUCGCUGCUGGUGGCCGGUGACGGGGCCUCCGCGCAGAACGUCGAUGAUCUCCUCUUGCCAGACUUUGACUUCCAAUACAUCGAUGGCCUGGACAGCGACAUGUCUCAGUCGUUCCAGCAGUACUGCCCCACUAGUCAAGGGUUCGUGUCCUUCAUCGCCGCUGAGGUGGCGAACAUAUCGCAAAUCCCGGCAACGGUGGUGCUGGACCACCGGGAACUGGAACAGGUGUCCACGUCGUCUUCAUCGUCACCACCCGUCCGACCGGCUAAGAAGUACAACCGUCGAUCACACCACGCCAACGGCAAGACGAAACAGUCGGCCGGCGGCGGCACCGGGACGUCUAUCGCCGGUUCCGGUGGCGGUGUGGGUGGCGGCGGCGGCGGACCUGCUUCGGCGUCGGGUGACGACCAGCCAGCAGGGCACCCACCGGCCAAGAAAGAACGGUCGCUGCACCAUUGUCACAUAUGCAGCAAAGGCUUCAAGGACAAGUACUCGGUGAACGUGCACAUACGCACCCACACCGGCGAAAAGCCGUUCAUGUGCACCGUGUGCGGCAAGAGCUUCCGGCAAAAGGCUCACCUCGCCAAGCACCAGCACACGCACACCACGCCCGCCAAACCGGCGCAAUCGCUGUCGUCCGUCACGCAAUCAGUCAAAGGCGGCAGCGGCGGUGGCGGAGGUGGCAGGAGGUCCACGUCCAGAUAG
Macrosiphum euphorbiae (potato aphid) is the source of this 1623-nucleotide messenger RNA. The record is from the annotation of a GenBank genome assembly. NCBI's taxonomy places the organism in Eukaryota, Metazoa, Arthropoda, Insecta, Hemiptera, Aphididae.